AUGGUGAUAAUUAUGUUGAUGUUGUUGGGUUGGAGUCAUGGGUGUGUGGAGCAAGAGAGGGAGGCUCUCUUGCAACUCAAACCAUUCUUCAAGAAUCUCUAUUGGCCUAUGAAGGCAGAGGAGACUAGUUCAAACUGUUGUGAGUGGGAAAUGGUGGAGUGCAAUGCCAAAACUGGUAGAAUAGCCAAACUCAAUGUUGCUUAUGGAGCAACGGAGACAAAAUGGUGGUAUCUCAACGUCUCUUAUUUUUUCCCUUUUGAACAACUCACAAGUCUCGAUUUGAGCAACAAUCAUAUAGCUGGUUGUGUGAAGAACCAAGGAUUUGAAAUGUUGUCGUUGAGGUUAAGGAAACUGGAGAAGCUCGAUCUGGAAUAUAAUCAUUUCAAUGACAACAUUAUAUUCUCUUUGAGUGAGUUGUUUAAUUUGAGUUCCUUGGAAGAAUUGUUUCUAGACGAAUCUAGGCUUCACAAAGAUUUUCUUCAAACUCAUGUUGGAUCUUCCACUUCUCUCAAAGUUCUUCGUUUGAGUAGCUGUGGUCUCAAAGGAACCCUACCCAAUCGAGGCUGGUGCGACUUAAAAAACUUGGAGGAGCUUGAUCUUGAUGACAAUGAACUUGAAGGGACACUUCCACCUUGUUUGGCAAAUCUGUCAUCUAUUCGUGUUUUGGAUCUCUCUCACAACCAAUUCACAGGAAAUCUUGCUUCCACUCCCAUACCCAACCUCAAGUUUAUUGAAUCCCUUUCACUACGAUAUAAUCACUUUCAAGUAACCCUCAAGCCAUUCGCAAACCACUCAAGCCUUAAAAAGGUACUGGCCGAUGGUAACGAAUUGAUUGAAGAAUCCACCUCUUAUUCUUGGACUCCAAAAUUCCAACCAGAGGUAUUGAGUUUGUCAAAUUUCAUACCAAAUAAUUCAAAUGCAAAUUUUCCCAACUUCUUAUACCAUCAAUUCAACUUGAGAUAUCUUGGCCUCUACAGUUCAAAGUUUGGUGGAGCAUUUCCCAGUUGGUUGUUUGAGAAUAACACAAGAUUAGAAAAGAUUUACUUGGUGGAUAACUCAUUUUUCGGCCCAUUUCAAUUGCCAUCACAUCCUAAUCUAAACAUGUCUAUGAUAGACAUAUCCCACAACAAGUUAGUUGGUCACAUUCCAUCAAAUAUAUCUUUUAUUUUUCCAAAUCUAUGGAGCUUAGAUCUAUCCGAGAAUUCCUUUCAAGGUACCAUCCCUCCAAGUUUGGGUGAGAUAAUUUCCUUAAAUACUCUAUACCUCUCAAACAAUCAACUUUCCGGAGAAAUAAAAGAGCAUUUUGCUAACACUCCGUUGUGGCUCAUCAAACUUUCAAACAACAAAUUUUCUGGGCUCGUUCCUACCAUGUUUAACCCAAUAAGUUUGGAAGUUUUGCUGUUAGAUGGAAAUAACUUUGUAGGAGAAAUACCUGAUAUCUCAUCAUUGAAGUAUUUGAAAACAUUGGAUAUCAGCCAUAACUCUUUGUCAGGCAAGCUUUCAAGAUCCAUGUCCAAUAUGUCAAGCUUGUCUGAAAUAGGCAUGUCUGAUAAUCUAUUUGAGGGUUCUAUUCCGCAAGAAAUCUGCAAACUUUAUAACCUUGAAUUCUUGGAUCUCUCUAGGAAUAAUUUAUCUGGGCCUAUACCACAUUGUUUCAGUGAAUUGAGAAAUCUAAAUCAUGUCCUUUUGAGAAGAAACAAAUUGAGAGGGCCAAUGACAAAAUCGUUUCUUAAUAUGACCGAUUUGGUUACUUUGGAUUUUGGAGGGAACAAUUUCAGUGGCACAAUACCAAACUGGAUCGGAAACCUCUCAAGCUUGGGGAUUCUUAUUUUGCAAGGAAAUCAGUUCCAUGGUGAUAUUGCUAGUCAGUUAUGCAACUUGAGUCGAUUAAACAUAUUGGAUCUCUCCUCAAAUAGCCUUUCUGGACGCUUGCCUCCCUGCCUAAGUCAUUUUUCGUUUACUAUGGGAUUCCACCUCUCGUAUCCUUUUGAGAUAGGUGGGUGGGACAACUUCAACAUUAUGAGGUCUGCAUUGGAAGGAAUGGUAGAGUUUACAUCAAAGAGGAACUCCCUUAAUUACACAGGAUUCAUUCUUGAUCACAUGUACGGAAUCGAUCUAUCUUGCAACCAAUUCUUUGGAGAAAUUCCCCCUGAAUUUGGAAAUUUGAGUAAUCUGAGAGCAUUAAAUUUAUCUCACAACAGUUUGAGUGGUUCAAUCCCUGCAUCAUUUUCAAAGCUAAAGCAGUUAGAAAGUUUCGAUCUUUCCUACAAUGACUUAAAUGGUCGAAUUCCUCCUCAAUUGACCGAGGUAAACACUUUGGCAGUGUUUAGUGUAGCACAUAAUAAUUUAUCAGGCCCAGUUCCGGAUUUCAAAGCUCAAUUCGGGACAUUCAACGAUAGUUGUUAUGAAGGAAAUCCUCUUCUCUGUGGACCCCCAUUGAACAACACUUGUGGUGAGACUCCUUUUGCUCCACUCCCUAUAUAUCCCUCUAAAGAAGAAAGCGUGGAUGAUGGUUUCAUGGACAUGGCGUUUUUUUGGGUGACCUUUGUGGUGACUUACACCAUUGCACUAUUUGGUGUAACAAUAGUCUUGUACAUAAAUUCAUAUUGGCGACAUGCAUGGUUUUACCACAUUGAAUUGUGUUUCAACACUUUUUACUAUUUUCUGGUGGACAAGUUCCAGUAAGUGGUAGACGUGCUGAAAAAUAGUCUUAUGGCUCAGAUUGAUGGUUUAAAGUUCCAAUAAGUGGUACAACUUUGUCAUAUUUCAGUUUGUAAUGGACAAGUUCCAAUAAGUAGUACAACUUUGUCAUAUUUCAGUUUUGUAAUGCA
Tripterygium wilfordii is the source of this 2831-nucleotide messenger RNA. RefSeq names its product receptor-like protein 14. Gene Ontology annotation, molecular function: protein binding. The coding region runs from base 1 to 2685 and encodes 894 amino acids. The record is from RefSeq and is a predicted model, not a curated record. NCBI's taxonomy places the organism in Eukaryota, Viridiplantae, Streptophyta, Magnoliopsida, Celastrales, Celastraceae. The transcript has 4 exons.